This is a messenger RNA of Haliotis rubra (blacklip abalone), 5055 nucleotides long. Its product is annotated as UBX domain-containing protein 6-like. The record is from RefSeq and is a predicted model, not a curated record. Gene Ontology annotation, molecular function: protein binding. Lineage: Eukaryota; Metazoa; Mollusca; Gastropoda; Lepetellida; Haliotidae. Gene Ontology annotation, cellular component: cytoplasm.
CAGGAAAUGACUGACAAAUAGGAAAACUGAGAGAAACUAAACAUAUUUAGCCUUAUUUGUUAUGUCCGAGUCGGCAGGCGUUGUCAGUAAACUCACGGACGGGUUUCUUAGUUUUGGGGAAUCGUUCAUACCAAGUUCCUAUGUGACGUCCUUCAGGGAACUCAUCUUGGACAACGAAAAUACGAUCGCGCUUCAAAUUCUGGCCGCAGUCAGUCCAUUCCCCGGGAAAGAGAACGCAGAGAGUCAGAUAAUGACCAUAUGAAAAGAGAGUGACACGUCUGGAUCUGACCUAUACUCUUACAAAACAGGUUGAACCAAAGACUGACAAUGGCAGCCAUCAAGAGAUUCUUCCAGAAGAAGAAGCUAGAUGUGAAGUUUAAGAAGGCAGGAGAAGGUCACAAGCUGACCGAGGAAAGACACCCUGCCCCAAGACCAACUGGGCAGAUGUUCGCCUCCAGUUCAAACCGACCUCAAACCACGGCAGAUGCAAAGAGAGCUGGUGAAGCGGCUCUUGCCAGAUUCGAGACAGAAAAGACUGUUCAAGAUGAUCAGAGUUUCCAGUUGGCACGAGUCAGGAUGAAGAAGCAGAUGGAGGCUGAGAAGAAAGCUAUUGCAGAGGCAGAGGCCGCAGGAGCAGGGUACAGAGCAGAACCCACCACAGUAGUCAAGGACUCUGCCCCAGUGCUCUCUGAAGUCCUCUUUAAGUCGGAGAUCGGCCCCGUCGUCCUGACCAAGAUGGAGAUGGAAGCGUACAUCCACGAGUACCUCCUGGGGAGCCUAGUGGAGGAGCCCGAAAUGACCUCAGCCCUCAUGAUCCACACCCUCAACAAGAACAAGGACAAGGUGAAGGUCGGGAUCGAUACCCUCCUGAAGUACAUUGACAACAUCAUUGCUCACCCAGGGGAGGAGAAGUACAGCAAGAUCCGGGUCAACAAUAAAGCAUUCCAGGAGAGGGUAGCCAGUUUGGAGGGAACUCAUGAGUUCCUUCAGUCAGCGAGGUUCAACGUUGUAACGCUUCCACUUGAAGACCAUGAAGAACAGUUCUAUGUCAUGUCCACUGAGGAGACCAAAGAAGAAGAAAGGCUGAAAAAUCUGAAAGAAGUUUUGCUAGCUGCAGAACCUUUAAGGCCUCAGCUUGACCGAUGUUUGAGAGUAUUUCAUGCAUCAGGUUCCGCAUCCAAGUUCGUUAUUCCUGAUGAGUUUUACAACAUUACACCGGAGGAGUUGAAGAAAGAGCAACAGCGACAGACUGAUGCUGUUGAGAAGCUGGGCAUGCUCCGAACAAAAGCUAUGCGAGAGAGGGACGAACAGCGUGAGCUUCGACGGUACCGUUAUGCUUUACUUAGAGUUAAAUUCCCGAAUGGAAUUCUGUUGCAAGGGACUUUCAGGACUGUUGAGAAAUUGCAAGCAGUUCGUGAGUUCAUUCGUGAGAACCUGGAAGAAGAUUGGAUGCCCUUCCAGCUUAUUACCUCAUCUGGGCACAAGCUGACCGAUGAUGCUUUGACAAUAGCCGAAGCAGGAUUGGCACCAGCAGCUGUUGUGAACUUUUCAUGGGACCCUACUGUCAUGGCGGAGAUCACUGCCCAAAAGGGUAAAACGCAGGAAGGGAACUAUUUAAAAUCUGAUGUUCUUGCUUUGAUACAGUCGUUGUGAGGUUGAGUGAGUCUUCUGCAUGCUGGUCACCUUGACAACCCUGAUACAUCUCUGUGGAUAACGCUGUCCCUAUCUAAUUUUGGUUGUGAUGUGAGUCUAGUUAGCAAGUCAGGAUUAGUUCUACCGAGGGUGAAUUCUGACAUAGUGCUGUAGCAAGGAUUGAUCUUCACCUGCUCAGAGGCCAGUGCUGGGCACAAGUCUGCAGCAAUAUCCAUGAAAUCUCCAAAUUGGAAUUAACCAUAUCUCAGUUUGUGUUGAUACAGUUUAUUUGAUGUAAUGAGGGGCGGUGGAUUAGCCUAUGGUUAAAGCGUUCGCUCGUCACACCUAAGGCCUGGGUUCGAUUCCCUACAUGGGUAAAAUGUGUGAAGCCCAUUUCUGGUGUCCCCCCCUGUGUUGUUGCUGGAAUAUUGCUAAAAGUGGCAUAAAACCAAACACACUAAUUGAUGUAAUUACUGUGUAGAGUUUACAAGAAUAUAACUGAUAACUAAUAUAGAUGAAUGAGAUUAAUUCUUAAGCCAAUAAUGCACUUAAUGCAGCAUGAGCACUUUUGUCAGAAAUAGCAUGAUUAAACAAACAAAACACCAAUUUUAGAAAAAAGAAGACUGUUUUCCAAUAUGUCUGCCACGGGAACCUCGUGUAGAAUGUGUGAUAAAUCCCUGUGUAAGUGGCUCUGCAGAGUUGUGUCCCUUUGGUGUAGCAGGUAUCUAUGGUCCUGGGUUUGAAUCCUAGAUUUAUCAUGUUCAUCCAGUUUGUACUUUUAGGUUCGUCAUCUUCAUCCUCAUGGUCUGAGAGGUAUUAUUUCGUACAUUUUGUAGGACAAUAAAGUUUGAGUCGUGUAUGUAUGAAGCAAGUUAUUUUCGCAAUCAUUGUGCCAGAGAGAAGGGAAAUCAUGACAAAUUUCAACAAAAAAUAUAUCAUGUUAUAUGAUUUGUGUUAUAUAAUUUAUAAAGUGUUGUCUCUGAAGCAAAUCAGUGUAGCAUCGUGAUGUUAAUGAUGAUGAUAAUGACCAUGAUGAUGAAUAUGAUAAAGGACUUGAUGAUGAACUAGAUCAGGAUGAUGGUGAUGAUGAACAAGAUAAUGAUGACAGCGAUGGUGGUGGUGAUGAUGAUGAUGAUGAUGAUGAUGAUGAUGAAGAAGACUGUGAUGAUGAUGAUAAUAGACAAUUCAUUGUUCUGUGAGUUGUCGAGGUUCUGCAUGCCAUCAUGUAGUUUGAGUGUUACAUUGUUACAUGUGUUAAAUUUGUUGUCAGGUUACCAUGGUGAUUUAAAUUCUUGGAUUUAUCCAACACAUCACUUGUUUGUAAAGAAUUUCAGAUGUUCCAGGUUUCCUCCCUUCAGCUGAGAUACUAGCAUUAGCAUGUAUUUGAUUUGGUGCUCUCUCACUUGAUCUCACUGUUUGAGACCUUCACGUUUCAGAAUGUUUUGAUUAUUUACAAACAAGAUCUACUGUAUUUUGUCGACUCCUAGAAAGUGUUUUAUUAUCUUUGUAAAUGACUUAUUUAGACCUGUCCAUGCCUUAUCCUAGAUACUCCAUUCGAUUACAAGGCAUAUGUAGCAUUUCAAACAUUAUUUUAAUUACCUGGCCACAAUUUGUAUGUUCUCAACUCUUGGUUAGGGACCAUUCAUUAACUAGCUAGGGAUGAUGAGGAUGAUGAUUUUUACGGAGUAGCAUGUACAAUGUGAAUGACCACCCCUAAAAUUUAUGUUCAAGUUAGUCCCCCCCCUUCUCCCCCCCAUGUCACGUACAAAAUCAUGACACCCCUAGUACAUGCAUGAAUCCCCACCACCACACACACAUCUCCCCCAGAACAAAAUAGGUGACCCCACCUUUAAAGUUAAAGUCAACAUCACCCCCUAGCCUUAAAUUAUGUUGAGUCCCUUACAAUAUGUUGAUGAAAUGCUGUGUUAAGAUAUUGUUAAGUGAGAUUUGGAUGAUGUUGGUAUGUGUGACCAAAUUACUUACUGUCACCACUACUCAGCACUAUCAUCUUGGCCAUUCCCUACCCUUUUUGUCUGUCUGAAGUACUGACAGAGCAACAUAUAUUCAACCUUGUUCCUGUAUAUAGUCGGAAUAUUAGUGGAAGCAGUCAGAGUUGUCCCCAAACAUGGACAUGAUAUUAAACCAGAUAGCUAGUACCUGCCAUACCCUCCAGUAUGUUUAACGGUGUGCAGAUCCCAGAUAGCAGUGUAGAAAGAAUGGAAGUGUGUGGUGUGAUCUGAUUGGCUGAAUCUUGAGUUAUAUAGUUAGACAAAACAGACCUGUGUUAUUGAACUGACCCUUAUCUGGAACUCCCUGCUCUAAUCUACUUUGUCUUCUUUUUAUCAAAUUGAACCAUAGAUGUUCUAUAUAAUCUGCCACCAGCUUAAAUUUAGUGUGUUUCAUCUCAGAUAAACCAGUCAUCUGCAAGCAAUUAUUUUUAAUAUAGAAAAGAAAAAAUGAGGAGAGAAAAUAUAGAAUUUUGGAUGGGCUGAAAUGCGAAACACAUAAUGUUAGAAACAUUAAUUUAUCAACAGAGAUGAUCAGUCUGUUAUGUAUUAUCAUGAUUAUUAUCAUGAUGCAUAAUUAUGAUGUUAAUGAAGGUUGUUCACUGAUAACGUUCAACUAAUGGUCUUCUUAUCAGCAAGCUGACACCGUGUGAAAGCUUCUGUCAAGAUGACAAGGCUUCCUAUGAACAUGUCUUCAUAAAAGGCCAGAAAGCAAAUUGCUGCAAGACUGGUGUUUAUCAGACCCAGCAGCUUUGCUCUGAUUGGCUCCAUGUGUGGCUCCAUGUGUGUGUGGCUCCAUGUGUGGCGGUGGCUCCAUGUGGCUCCAUCUGUGGCUGCAUGUGGCUCCAUCUGUGGCUUCACUGAUUACCAACCCUCUUGUAUUCUUAGGAUCAGAUUUGCUAGGGAAGGUUACCCAUCGGUUGCUAAUCUCCCUCUUGUAAGCAUUUGUGAUUCCCUGAACAUACACUGUUUUGGAAUCGUUUAGAAUCAGUAGUGUUUGCAAUCAAUGUCCCAUCCACUUAUGAUCUUUUAACAAAUGUUUCCAUUUGGUGAUUCCAUAAUUUUAAAGUCAUGUUUUAAGUUUUGAGGGUAAAAAGUUACGAAUGGGUGCACACAAAAUGAUUGUUUUCAUAAAUGCUUAUGUUUGAUUAUAGGGUUAGUCAAUCUUUCAGCAAACAAGUAUUAAAUAUGUAUGAUAGUGGCAGUGGUUCCAUGGUAUGGCUUUAUUAGCCAUCUUUGACGCUUCCAAUUCAAUCCUACUGUACCCAUAAUAGUGUUGAUUGGAAGAGGAAAAUAUAGGCCGCUUAAAUUGCAUGCUUACCCAAUGUCUAUGUGCUUGUGCAUAUGAAUACUUUGAUUGGAUUGUGGUCUGUAAAUUUGUUUUUGUAUAUUUAUAAAUUUAUUAUUGACUGGUGAA